CUAGCGACUUUUAGGACAGCCAAUAGCUACAUUUCUUACUGAAGAGUUGCCAACACUUCUCCUGCCACAUAUCCGGGUUAGUGUCGUAAAGAUGGCAGUUGUACGAGAAAAGGAAGAACCUUUACGUUUUUAUCCGUAAUGGACUGGCGUAAGAAAAACGGAAUGGAGCGUUCCAAAAGCCCAACCUUCAUCGCACUAACUGGUGGUGUUAAAUUAAUUAGACCAAGAAACUGAAGACAAUCUGCAUCAUGGGCAGGAUCAGCUUUUCCUGCCUUUUCCCGGCGUCCUGGCAUUUCAGUCUGUCUUCCCAAAUGCUUCCUCGGCUCUUGCUGCCUUCAGUCAGGCAGCUGCUUUUUGUAGGACUACUCUUCUUUCUUUUGGUAGCGCUUUACCUAUUUGUUGUCACUGGAAAGUUACCUGCCAGCUGGAUCACAAAGGAAAACCACUUCCACAGGCACCUGGCUCGUGUAACUGAUGUGGACGCAACAGACGCAAGCAAUCCUAACCUAAACUAUGGGUUGGUUGUGGAUUGUGGCAGCAGUGGCUCCCGGGUGUAUGUGUACUGCUGGCCAAAGCACAAUGGCAACCUCCAUGAACUCCUGGACAUUCGUCAAAUGAGGGAUCAAAAUCGAAAAUCUCUGGUCAUGAAGAUCAAGCCAGGAAUUUCUGAAUUGGCUACAACACCAGAGAAAGCCAGUGACUACAUAUACCCCCUGUUGAGCUUUGCAGCCGAACAUGUUCCCAAGGACAAGCACAUAGAAACCCCCCUCUAUAUUCUGUGCACAGCUGGAAUGAGAAUUCUGCCCAACAGUCAGCAGGAGGCUAUUUUGGAAGACCUUCGAACAGACAUCCCGGUCCACUUCAAUUUCUUGUUUUCAGAUUCUCAUGUGGAAGUGAUUUCCGGAAAACAAGAGGGUGUUUAUGCAUGGAUUGGCAUAAACUUUGUCCUUGGAAGGUUUAACCAUGUACAUAGAGAUGGGGAAGCUGUCAUAGAGGUCAGUGUCCCAGGCAAUGAUCAACAGGAGGCACUAGUGAGAAAAAGGACUGCUGGUGUUUUGGACAUGGGCGGAGCUUCCACACAGAUUGCAUUUGAAGUGCCCAAAACUGUGAGCUUUACCACUCCACAGCAGGAGGAAAUUGCCAAAAACCUACUGGCGGAGUUUAAUUUGGGGUGUGAUGCUCAUCGCACUGACCAUGUGUACCGUGUGUAUGUGGCUACCUUCCUGGGUUUUGGAGGAAACACAGCACACCAAAGAUACGAGGAGAGCCUCAUCAGAAGCACGGCCACUCGAAAUAAGCUGUUAGGUCAGCAUAUAGGGGAGACGGCCGAGUUCCCCCUCCUGGACCCGUGUCUCCCCACUGAGCUGCAGGAUGAGAUUGGUUUCUCUCCACACAAGGUCCAUCUGCGAGGCACUGGGGACUUUGACCAGUGCAGACGGAGUUUACAACCUUUCCUCAAUCGCACAAAUGAUCCUCAAACCUCUCUCAGCGGCAUCUACCAGCCAGCUAUUGAUUUUAACAACAGCCAGUUCUUUGGUUUCUCCGAGUUCUACUAUUGCACUGAGGAUGUGCUACGCAUAGGCGGAGACUAUAAUGCUUCCAAAUAUGCUCAAGCUGCUAAGAGUUACUGCGCCACCCAGUGGAAGACUCUGAGGGAACGCUUUGAUUCUGGCUUGUAUGCUUCUCAUGCUGACCUCCAUAGACUCAAGAACCAAUGUUUUAAAUCAGCAUGGAUGUAUGAAGUAUUACAUUCAGGCUUCUCUUUCCCUACUGACUAUAAAAACCUGAGAACUGCAUUUUUGGUCUACGAUAAAGAGGUGCAGUGGACUCUUGGAGCCAUUCUAUUCAGAACACGUUUUCUGCCUUUGAGGGACAUCCAGCAAGAAAGUCUAAAAGGACUGCACGCUCACUGGCGGCACAGCUUCUCCUUUGUCAACAACCACUACUUAUUCCUUGUCUGCUUCUUCAUUGUCCUUCUGUCCAUCAUUCUGUACUUACUGCGACUUCGCCGAAUACACAGGCGUACUGCACAGCGCUGCUCGCCUUCCUCUGUGCCGUGGAUGGAGGAUGGCCUGGGAUCACCAACACUUCCCAUCAAUCUAUAAAAUUUCACUCCACCUCAGAAGUCUCACCAGUGUGUUCAAGGGGUCUUGGACAAGAAAUUUCCUUGAGAGACUUUUGGCCUCGCUGAGCCACAAAAGAAUGUGUGUUUAACUUAUUUUGUAAAUGUCAGGUCAAAAAUGUGCUGAAUUAAACUUCAUAUUUUCAUAUGAAAGAUUUUUAAAAAACUAUUCUUAACAGAAGUUCUGCAUUUUAUGUUUGUAGAUUUUAUGUGGGCAUUCGCCUCCUUCUGCCUUUUUAAAAGCACUUGUUUGUUCCACAUAAGUACAACACAAAACCAUCUGGAUUUGUGACAUGAUAUAACGUUGCUGUCCUUGCUGGUACUGUUGUGUUAUAUAUAAUGAAUGACAAGUUCAUGCUUUACUUGUGCAAUACAUGUCUUGUCACUGGAGUCAUUUUAAACACUCCUCUGUCAGGGCUACCUUUCUCGCUUGUAGGCCUGAUGACUUUCUUUUAUUAUAACACUGAGCAUUGUUUGACAGUGUGACUAUAUUGUGCUUCAUUUCAAUGUGUCGUGUGAGAUGAUUGGUCAUGAACCCAUUUUUUUACAAAAUCAAUGUAGUGAAAUGUUUGCAUCGUGUUGUCACAUUACAAUAUAGUAAUAAAGCUUUUAUGGAUUGGAAA
Messenger RNA from Doryrhamphus excisus (bluestripe pipefish), 2745 nucleotides. It is a transcript of the gene entpd4, whose product is annotated as ectonucleoside triphosphate diphosphohydrolase 4. Gene Ontology annotation, cellular component: membrane; Golgi apparatus. Lineage: Eukaryota; Metazoa; Chordata; Actinopteri; Syngnathiformes; Syngnathidae. The record is from RefSeq and is a predicted model, not a curated record. Gene Ontology annotation, biological process: CTP metabolic process; UDP catabolic process. Gene Ontology annotation, molecular function: UDP phosphatase activity; GDP phosphatase activity; ribonucleoside triphosphate phosphatase activity.